AUGAACGGUCAUGAGUUCACCGAGUUCUGGCCCCAAAACCAUGCCUCUUCCUUAUUCUACCACAACAAUAACAACUUGAACAUGCCGUUCGGUGACUCCCAGCAAGGAAGUCAGAUUAGGUCUAACGGAGAAGGUAAGAAUCUUAAAUUUGAUACAUAAAUACCCUCAGGCGAAAUGCCCUCAAUGGAUAACAGCCAUGGUCAUACUCAAAACAAUUCAUUCUUGUCACCAGAAACUAUUUUUAAUGGUCAUAAUGAUCAACAACAGAAUCAUUUUAAUUCUUUUCAAAUGAUGGGAAUGGAUGCUGCUUCUUCAGCCGCACAGCUCUUGGCUGGGAUUCAGCAUCAUAAUUUAAGCCAUUUCCAACAUUCAGGUGAGUUUCUCUUCCGUUUUAAGACUUUGUUUCCUCAAAGGGAUCUUCUUUUCGUCUCUAAAGUAAUGCCUAAGAAAUGUAGGAUACUCAAUUACCGUAAUCCACAACAUUUCCGACUUUCCGCGGGGCUUUUUCGGAAGGUCAAAAACAAGAUGACAUGUCUGUAGACAACUCUUCCGUGAUUUCGUAACGAACUAAUUCGUAGUCUAUCUCAGAUGUCUUAAAAAUAUUUACAUAUUUGAGUCUAUUGUAUCUGCUACAAUAUACUUUCAGCCCUUCCCCCGUCCUUCAUGCAGCUGAAUCUGCAUGCGGCUGCAGCUGCAUGUGCAAAAGAGUACAAUGAGCCGGAUCAACAUCGACAGUCGCCGGUGGCAAUGUUUGAUCUGGAUCAUCAAGCAAAUACAUCGGGACGGAAUCAGGUCCGACAAGAUCUGGAUCGGCUUCUAAAUCAGUCCAGAGAAACGGCUAAUCUCCCCGAAAUCAGCGAAAUGACUCAUAUGCAGACAGCAGUGGAACAUCAGAAUAUUCAAGGAAUUCAGAAUAAUAUAUCUGCUGGAAUUCAACAGAAUCUUCAACCUCCAGCAUCUGAAUCGACAACAUCAGCUGCUGAUAAUCUUCUGAGCCCUCUCUUUCCAUUAAAUCCAUUCGAAUCAAGACCCCCGUUGGUCAAUCAGAUCGAUCUCAUGCUCAAUAAUAUGUCACAACCUCAACAUCAAGGGGCAAUUCAUGAACUUGAUCAUGGCUUCGGACCAAAGGAUGUGAUGAAUGACAAGGAAAUGAUGAGAAAUCAUGAGAAAAUGUUUAUGGAGAGGAAGAAAAUCAAAGAAGAGAACCUUCAAAGAGAAAAGCUGUAAGAAACUAUGAAAAAAACAUAAAAAAUAUUGUUCUAGGAUGACAAAAGACUCAAGGAAUAACAGUCCGCCUGUGUGUCAAGUCUGCCUCUCAGGCCCAUCCAAUGGCCUUCAUUUCGGCGCUCCCAGGACAUGUGCUGCCUGUGCGGCCUUCUUUAGGUAAAAUUAUUUCACAUAGAAUCAAUCACAUUAUCCAUGAGUGUAAGCAAUUACAUAAUAUUGCCAUUUUAGGAGGACAAUCAGCGAUCAAAAGAAGUAUAUCUGCAAAAGACCCCAGCGGUGCACAAUGAAGUUCUCCGAAUGUAAGUUCCUUUGAAGCCAGGAUCACGAAUGUCAGCAGUAUUAGAAUAAAAAGCACGGGGCGACAAUGGGGAAUUUAACAAUUGGGGAAAACGACAAUUGGUGAAAGUGAAAAUAUUAUUUUUCUUGCAUGUAGUUUCGAACUCAGAAUAAUCGAUGGCGCUUAUUUCAAAAAUUACAUUCGCUUUUUUCUGAUUGUCUUUUUUCCUGAAGUAGUACUGUAAAAUCGUAAUUUUCCGAAUUUUGUCACAAAUACUCGAUUUGGAGGUCUUCGAUAGUGUUGAUUCCGAAAAUCUGAUUAUUUUUUCUGAUUUGAAAACAGACCAUCGAAAACCACUAAAUCGAGUAUUUUUGAAGAAAGUUCACGAAAUUGCUAAUUUACAGUACUGCUUAAGAAACAAGUAACGACUAGAAAAAAUUAAUACGAUUUUCGAAAAUAGCAUUUUUCGAAAACCCCCAAGUCGAGUAUUUGUGAAAAAAAAUCUAAGAAUUACUACUUUACAGUACUACUUACUGUCAAGAAAAACGUAACGAUCAGAAAAAACAUGAUUUUUCAAAUCGACGCCACAGAUUAUCCUAACUUCGACCGUUAUAUGCAAGAAAAAUAAUAUUUUUCGGUUUUCACGAUUGUCUUUUUCCUCCAACUGACGACGUUCCCAAAAGCAUACCCUCUUUGUGAAAGAUUACUUCGUUUUUUCGUUUUAGCCGCCGGUUACCGAAAGAUUUGCCGGAACUGCAGAAUGAAGCGAUGUUUGGAAAUAGGAAUGCUUCCAGACAGUAAGUGACCUUAUUUUUAUAAUACUUCACUAACGUUUCUUGAUUGAAAUCCAAUAAUUGGUGCUUUUUAGAAGUGCAGCACAAAAGGAAUCGCCGAGAUUUUAUGUCAUUUCGAUCCAAAAUGGAUUCCAAACCCUCCAACGAAAUGUUAUCGAUAUCCCAAGGCUUCCCUCAAAUGCACCACGAACAUAAUGGUCAUCUCGAGAGUGUCUCCAGUCUAUUACCACCAAAUCCUUGGCCUUCCAUCAACCAGGUCGGAUUCUCUGGUUUGUAA
Messenger RNA from Bursaphelenchus xylophilus (pine wood nematode), 2575 nucleotides. NCBI's taxonomy places the organism in Eukaryota, Metazoa, Nematoda, Chromadorea, Rhabditida, Aphelenchoididae. The record is from the annotation of a GenBank genome assembly.